AUGGGAGUCAAACGCUCACACCGCGACUCGUCGUCGUCUACAGAAGAUCCCAGCACCUUCUCGCGCGAGCAGUCUGCUGAUGUCAAGCUGGUGCACCUGGACUCCGAGUCUGCUGCCUCUGCACCGCCAGCCGUCAUGAAGUGCCUUCUGCCCCCGCACGAGCCCGUUGCCUUUGCGUCCUUUGAGGAGUAUGACGUGCACUACCAGAAGACCCACAUGAACAGGUGCUCCGAGUGCCAGAAGAACUUCCCCGACGAGCACAUUCUGCAUCUGCACAUCGCAGAGAACCAUGACCCCUUCAAUGCUGCUAGAAGAGAGCGGGGUGAGCAGACGUACGCCUGUCUCGUCUCAACCUGUGAACGUCUGUGCAGCACGGCCCCCAAGCGUCGCAUGCAUUGCAUUGACAAGCACCAGUUCCCCAAGAACUAUGACUUCUUCAUCAUCAAUGACGGCAUCGACCGCAGAAACAGCAUGUUGCGGCAAACUCACCGCAGAAGAUCAAGCACGAUGAAUUCCAUGCCCUCAGAGCCGAGAGCGCAGUCUUCUGCUGGUGCUACUGCUGAGGCCAUGGACGUGGUUCAGCCCGACGAAACAGAACAGGUAGACAGCCAGCAGCAGCGGGAACGCAGAUCCUCACACGUUAAGCUGCGAGGCCGUGGAGGCUUCAGCCAUCCCCAAGGACGAGGCCAUCAAGCGGUGCAGAACUCAGCCACGCUGAGUGCUGAUCCUGUCGACAAGUUGGCCUCCAGCAUGUCAGCACUGCACUUCAUUCCUCAUAGCGUACGGAUGACCAGAGGCACAGGGCGUGGAAGAGGUGGGUGA
This is a messenger RNA of Boeremia exigua, 822 nucleotides long. RefSeq lists its product as uncharacterized. NCBI's taxonomy places the organism in Eukaryota, Fungi, Ascomycota, Dothideomycetes, Pleosporales, Didymellaceae. The transcript is spliced from 2 exons. The record is from RefSeq and is a predicted model, not a curated record. Bases 1 to 822 code for a protein of 273 amino acids.